AGGAUGAAGCUGCUUUGCCUGACCGCCUGCGCCCUCUGGGUCCUCUGCGCCCUGGAUCACGUGGACUCCUCCGCCUACGACAAGAUAGUGGCACACAGCCGCAUCCGGGCCAGGAAAGAGGGGCCCAACGUGUGCGCCCUGCAGCAGGUGAUGGGCACCAAGAAGAAGUACUUCAGCACCUGCCGCAACUGGUACAAGGGCUCCAUCUGUGGCAGGAAGGCGACGGUGCUGUACGAGUGCUGCCCCGGGUACAUGAAGCUGGACAAUCUGCCCGGCUGCCCUGCAGUGGCCCCCAUAGACCACGUUUACGGCACCCUGGCUCUGGUGAAGGCCAGCUCCACUCAGAACUACGCAGACACCUCCAAACUGAGACCCGAGAUCGAAGGACCGGGCUCUUUCACCUUCUUCGCCCCGAGCAACGACGCCUGGGACCUACUGGAUUCUGAGGUCAGGAAUAAUCUGGUGAGCAACGUGAACAUCGAGCUGUACAACGCCCUGCACUACCACAUGGCCAACAAGCGCUUCCUGACCAAGGACCUGAAGGACGGCAUGACCAUCAACUCCAUGUACCAAGACCUGGGCCUCCACAUCAACCACUAUCCCAACGGGGUGGUGACGGUGAACUGUGCCAGGAUCAUCCACGGGAACCAGGUGGCCACAAACGGAGUGGUGCACGUGAUCGACAGAGUGAUCCAGGCCGCAGGCAACACCAUCCAGUCCUAUGUGGAGGUGGACGAUGAACUCACCACCCUCAGUGACAUCCUUCAAAACGCAGAGUUGAUGGAGAAACUCGGCGAGAAAGGGCAGUUCACUCUCUUCGCUCCUACUAACGCCGCUUUCGAGCAGAUGGGCAUCGAGACACUGGAACGUCUUCAGGACAACAAAGAGGCUCUCCAGGCUCUCGUGAAGUACCACCUCCUGAACUCGGUGCAGUGCUCGGAGGCCAUCAUGUCCGGCACGUCCUACGAGACCAUGGAGGGCACCAACAUCGCCAUCGGCUGCGACGGAGAGAGUCUCACCGUCAACGGAGUCAAGAUGGUGCUGAAGAAGGACAUCGUCACCAGCAACGGAGUCAUCCACCUCAUCGACAAAGUGCUCGUGCCCGACUCAGCCAAGCAGGUUAUGGAGCUGGUGGGUUCGUCUCAGUCCACGUUCGGGGACAUGGUGUCGGAGCUGGGCCUGGCUGCAGAAAUGAAAGCAGGGACCGAGUACACUCUGCUGGCCCCCUCCAACGCAGCUUUCACUGAUGAGGUGAUGUCCAUAGACCAGAGCAUGCUCAGGCUCAUCCUGGAGAACCACAUCCUGAAGAACAAGUUCACCCUGGGGCAGCUGUACAACGGCCAGCUCCUGGAGACUCUGGGGGGCAAAUUACUCCGCGUCUUCAUCUACCGCACUGCCGUGUGCAUCGAGAACUCCUGUCUGAUCCGAGGCAGCAGGGAGGGAAGCAACGGGGCUCUCCACUCCAUGGUAACUUUCCUCAAGCCCCCGGAAAGUUCCAUGUACCAGAUCCUGACCGAAGACGGCGGGUUCAAGAUCUUCCUGUCUCUGAUGGAGGCUGCCGGUCUGACUGAUCUGCUCAAACAGGAGGGAGAGUUCACCCUGUUCGCCCCCAGUGAUAAGGCCUUCGCUGGCUUGAGCAGCAGAGACUUGGCCCUGCUUAAGAAGGACGUGAACGCCCUCAGAACCAUCCUCCUGUAUCACUUCAACAAUGGCGCGUACAUCGGGGGAGGUCUGGAGAUGGGCGUGACCAACCUGCUCAAGUCCCUCCAGGGCAGCAACCUCCGGGUCAUCGCGACCAACAGCAGCGUCUCUGUGAACUCUGUGCCUGUGGGAGACGGUGAUGUCAUGGCCACCAACGGAGUCAUUCACUACGUCGACAAAGUUCUCUAUCCUGCAGAUAUGCCUGUUGGAAGCGAGGAUCUCAUUUCUCUGCUGAGACGUUUCAUCACAUACAUGGAGUUUAAGUUCAGUCCAGGUUUCAGGUACCAGGAAAUCCCCCUUACCUUUCUGAGGAGGAUCGUCACUCGAGUUGAGACAGUUCCAGAAAGAAAAGUGACACGGGUGAUCGAGAAGCCCUCCGUCACCAAGGUCACCAGGGUCAUCGAAGGAGAGGCCCCCAUCACCAAGGUCACCAGGGUCAUCGAUGGUCAACCCAGCAUCACCAAGGUAACGAGAGUCAUUGAGGGAGAGGCCCCCAUCACCAAAGUCACCAGGGUGAUCGAAGGACAGGGUCCCGUCACCAAAGUCACCCGGGUGAUCGAAGGAGAGGGUCCCAUCACCAAAGUCACCCGGGUCGUCUCAGGUCCUCAGUUCUCGUACAGCUCCGGAACCACCAACCUCGAGCUGGAAAACCUAUCCCGUAUCGAAGGGAACCCCGAAACACUCACCAAAAUCAUCACAGGUGAUCGAAGGAGACCUGGCAAAAAACGUAUAGCUGGAAGAACACAAGGCAGGAACUAACCACCAACAGAUGAGAGCGUUUGGAAGGGGAGGACGUACGUGAAACCCAAUGGGAGCUUUGUACAGGGCUGUUCAAAGUCGUUACUGACAAACAAUCUUUUUUUUUUUUAUCAACUUAUGGUGCUUCCAAUGUAUAGAGAAAAUUGUACUGUGCAAUAACGAAACGAAACAAAUGAGCGUUCUUCUUUUUUUUUUCUGUUUUUUUGUUUUUGUUUUAGUUUUGGCUUGUUUCUAAAGGCAUAAAGCGCGUUCAAUAGCAAUAAAAUGUUUCUCCUGCUAGCUAUUAACGCAGUCAUAAAAGCAGAAUUUCCCACUUUUAUUACGUUUGCGAGAUGGUAACUGUAAACAGAGGAUUUGGCUGUCUCUUAAAGAUCGUUGUGAAAUGUGUAUUAUAUAAACGUUUGGAAAGGACUGGAAAGUGAAUUGUUGCUUAAACGUGGCUUAAGGUUGUUUUUUUUAACUCUUUUUUUUUUUUUUUUUCCUUGAAGAUUGUAUCCCGCAGCAGGUUUUGUCAGUUUAGUAUCUACCAACUACCGUUUUUUUAUUUUUUUUUUAGUUUCUGGUGUAGUUUUAUACGAGUUUCGACCGCUUCUACAGUGUGUUACGUCAUGUUGGGUAGAGCGCCUUUGUGAGUGAUCUAAUAAAGGGUUUGGGCUCUG
This is a messenger RNA of Boleophthalmus pectinirostris (great blue-spotted mudskipper), 3119 nucleotides long. RefSeq names its product periostin, osteoblast specific factor b (gene postnb). Gene Ontology annotation, molecular function: cell adhesion molecule binding. Bases 4 to 2460 code for a protein of 818 amino acids. The record is from RefSeq and is a predicted model, not a curated record. Lineage: Eukaryota; Metazoa; Chordata; Actinopteri; Gobiiformes; Gobiidae. Gene Ontology annotation, cellular component: extracellular matrix. The transcript is spliced from 22 exons. Gene Ontology annotation, biological process: extracellular matrix organization; cell adhesion.